UUUAAAUAACCAUAUAAACAACUUCCUGUUUUUAUAUUUGGCCAGUUCAAAACUUCGGCGGUGAAUAUUUUAAGAAUACUGGAAUCAGGCAAGCUGCUGGAGAUCAUAGCGUUACAAGAAACAUGGCAACAAAGCGACCUCGUAGCUCAACGGAGUCCUUGGGAUCUCCCAACUCUGCAAAACAGCUCAAAAUAGAAGAGCCAUCUAGGCCGGGCAGGGUCCGUAAAAAGCCAGCCAAGUUUGAGGAUGAUGACUCAACCUCAGAUGAUGGCCAGUCUGUCCCCACAAUGACCAGCCUGACCCUGCCCACACCGACCAUGGGGAGUUCCAGUAUGGCGCAGAUAAGUGACUCGUCUCCAGACACAAGUAUGGACCUCAGAGAUGAGUCAGAUGGUCAGCAAGUGACGCCUGCCAGAGCAUCACGGGCAAGGAAGAAAUCAGCCAAGGUGAUAGAGAUGGAAGAAUUUGAAGAAGCAGAGAAAAAGCAGACAGUGAAGAAGGAGACAGUGAAGAAAGGGAAGGAUGUGCAGGGCGUAGGGGUGGUGAGCCCAGUAGCAGUACAGGUGACAGGCCAGUCUCACGCUGUGCCAAUCACAGCAGCGCCAGUGCUGAAAAUCAAAGGACUGAGCACCUCACCUUUGGCUCAUAACCGACCUGCUGCUGAGUCUGUGAUUCACAACAUGCUGUCUCCAAAACAGAAACUUUUGUCCGUGGAGGAUUCCGCAGUCAAACAUACGGAGAACAAAGAGAGCGUUAUCAAGUUACUGCUGAGUUCUCCAACUCAGUCCACGAGUUCGGCCAAGUCUGCGCUUUCUCAACAAGUUGUCAGCAUGGAAUCGGAGCAAAGCCAAGGCAAGCGUAAGGGCAAAUUGAAAUCCACAGAGGCUGGUGGUAGCAAAACUAUUAAAAUUGAUCCUGGAGUUGUGAAAUUCAGGCCUGGAGAGAUGAUCACGGUCCAUAAUCCCAACUUGGAUGAUAGUUUUAUCGGCUCUCAGAAACCUGAGCAAGAUAUGAAAGAGCUGGUUCCUAAAAAAGUUAAAAAGAAAGUCACAGUGAAGGAUGAAUCGCCCCUCAUGCCCCCGCCUGCCCCGUCACCUGACGUGAUCCACCUGAGCUCUAUGGACAUGGAUGUCCAUGUGAAACCGAGCCUCACAGCCUCGGGUAAGAAGGGCAAGAAGGGUGGAGGCAAGAUGAAAGCUGAGCCUGCAAGACUGGGUAUCAGCGAUGAAGUGAUGCACGAAGAAGACUUUGAGUUGAGUAUGUCAGAGAUAGAGCUAGGAGAUGAAGGGGAUAGCAACUUUAUGGACAUGGAGGAGGAGGAUGAUGAUGAGGAGGAGGAGGAAGAGGAUCUCAUUGUGUCAGAUGAUGAAUAUGAACCUGAGGUUAAGAGGUCCAAAGGUGGUAAAAAGAAGGCAUUGAAACCUGGAGAGGCGAAGGGAAACAGUGAACAGUUUGGAGAUUCGGAGCUUGUGAUGGAUUUAGGAAGAGGAAAAGGAGAAAAGAAGAAGGACAAGAAGGCAGAUGAUGCAGCUAACAAAAAGAAGCGCACACCGUCUGCAUACAUGAUGUGGUGCAGUGCAAACAGGUCGCGGCUUAUUGUGGAUAACCCAGGAAUAGAUUUUGCAACAGUCAGCAAAACACUUGGUGAGAUGUGGUCAAAUAUGUCAGAGAAAGACAAAAUGGUCUGGAAAAGCAAGGCAAAGAAGCUGGUUGGAAAGGGAUCCACCCUGAUCACCACUGGAAAGUCUGGGGUGGGGAAAGCUGCGGCCGCUAGAGAGACAGUCAGUCAGAGGUCCAAUCCCGCGCUGACCCACGCACUGCUGACCGGCAAACAGGUCAGGUCCCCGCCGGCUGAUGACAUCAAUACUCCCAUCAAGGGUUUUGGUAUGGAGCCCAUAGAUGUGGCAGCCCACCUGAAGAUUGUUGGAGAGUCGCUGAGUAUCAUAGGCACCAAGCUGCAAGAACACAGGGGCCUGAUAGCGGUGCAGGGCAGUCUGUCAGUGCUGCUGGACUCCAUGCUGUGUGCCAUGGCCCCGCUCAUGUGCCUCACAGCGGUCCUGCCUGAGACAGACGGGCUGCCGGCAGCCACACACCUCAAUACACUGGACAAUGUGGCAUACAUCAUGCCUGGACUGUAGACAAUGUCGCAUACAUCAUGCCUGGACUGUAGACAAUGUGGCGUACAUCAUGCCUGGACUGUAGACAAUGUGGCAUACAUCAUGCCUGGACUGUAGACAAUGUGGCAUACAUCAUGCCUGGACUGUAGACAAUGUGGCAUACAUCAUGCCUGGACUGUAGACAAUGUGGCAUACAUCAUGCCUGGACUGUAGACAAUAUGGCAUACAUCAUGCCUGGACUGUAGACAAUGUGGCGUACAUCAUGCCUGGACUGUAGACAAUGUGGCGUACAUCAUGCCUGGACUGUAGACAAUGUGGCAUACAUCAUGCCUGGACUGUAGACAAUGUGGCAUACAUCAUGCCUGGACAGUAGACUCACUGGCUGGAGACUUAAAACAUUGGUUGUGUGUAGCCUAUGUGUAAAACUGUGUCAAAAUAUUGGCUUUGUGUAGCCUAUAUUAACCCAUUGUGUCAAACAUAUUGGUAAUGUAAAGCCAUUGUGUACCCACUGUGUCAAUCGUGAUACAUUGACUAUCUACGGAACCUACGGAAUAAAUCGUCUUCUGAUCCAGAGUGCCACUGUGUCAACUUAUUGGUUGUGUAUAGCCUAUGUGGACAGCGACCCGUCAUUGUUCACUAAUAUAUGUGUGAUUAUUGUGUAUGAAUGUCAAACAGUAGGAGUCAUAAAAUCAUGUUGUUUGUUAAAGAUUUUCUUUUAUUUGUAAAUUGUGUGUAAAUCAUGUAAGUUUUGGUAGUAUGGUGCAAAUGCAAUAAACUUAAAUAAACUUA
Dreissena polymorpha is the source of this 2906-nucleotide messenger RNA. Its product is annotated as HMG domain-containing protein 4-like. Lineage: Eukaryota; Metazoa; Mollusca; Bivalvia; Myida; Dreissenidae. The record is from RefSeq and is a predicted model, not a curated record. Bases 123 to 2138 code for a protein of 671 amino acids. The transcript is spliced from 11 exons.